This is a messenger RNA of Drepanopeziza brunnea f. sp. 'multigermtubi' MB_m1, 1104 nucleotides long. RefSeq lists its product as uncharacterized. The record is from RefSeq and is a predicted model, not a curated record. NCBI's taxonomy places the organism in Eukaryota, Fungi, Ascomycota, Leotiomycetes, Helotiales, Drepanopezizaceae.
AUGCACCUCAGAAAUCAGGCCCAGAUCGUCGUCUUCUUCAGCUUCAUUGGAAAGAUGAAGUUCCCCCGCCGCGCUGGGCUCUUGAGCAAUGCCCUCCUGCUCCUGGCGCUGCAGCUCACGGUCGCACUGGCCUCUGUCACCUCAGCAGACUUCAUCAAGGAACACCGUAUUCCCGAAGACCUCAACGGCUCGAAUUGGCCCUACCCGUGGCCCGUCAAGCUCUUCCGGUUCGCCAGCCAGCAUGAGCAAAUGCUCGAGAUGGCCUUCAUGGACGUCGCGCCCACCGGACCGGCCAACGGCAAGGCGGCCCUUCUCCUCCACGGAAAGAACUUCUGCGGGCCAACCUGGAAGGCGACUGCGGUCGUUCUGGCCAGAGCCGGGUACCGUGUGAUCCUGCCCGACCAGAUUGGAUUCUGCAAAUCGCAGAAGCCCGACCGCUAUCAAUUCAGUCUCCAGCAACUCGCGUCGAACACGCACCGGUUGCUCGCGAAGCUCGGCAUUCCCAAGGCCACCCUGAUCGGACACUCGCUGGGAGGCAUGCUGGCGACGAGGUACUCGCUCAUGUACCCGGCGAGCGUCACGGAGCUGGUGUUGACGAACCCGAUCGGGCUGGAGGACUGGAAGGCGCUCGGCGUCCCCUGGAUCGACCUCGAUACGUCGUGGGCGAUGGAGAAACUCAGCACCUACAGCAACAUCCGCGGGUACGAGCAGGCGACCUACUACGUCGGGACCUGGAAGCCGAGCUACGAUGCCUGGGUCAAGAUGCUCGUCAACGUCUACACGGGGAGCAAGGCCGCGAAGUUCACCUACAACCAGGCGCAGAUCGUCGACAUGGUCCUCACCCAGCCCAUCGUCUACGAGUUCCCGCGGCUGCAGCCCAAGACCCUGCUGCUGAUCGGGGCGAAGGACAACACCGCCAUCGGGAAGCAGUGGUCGCCCAAGGACGUGCAGGCGAAGCUGGGCCACUACGACGUCCUGGGACCCGCGACCGCGGCGGCCAUCCCCAACGCCACGCUGGUGGUGUUUGAGAAUCUCGGGCACGCACCCCAGAUCCAAGAGCCGGACCGGUUCCACGCGGCCCUGCUGGGCUGGCUUUGCGGAUGA